AUGGGCUUUCACUUUGCGAUACCAAUUCUGGCUCUCAGCUCAGCAGUUGCCGCGAGCCAAGAUGCCUUCCAGAGCAAAUGUGUCCAGUUCGGAAAUCAGAUCAACCUUCCGCACGUCAGUGUAAAUUUUGCAGAAUACGUCCCCGGCGGAACAAACCUCAGCUUGUCAGACAAUGCUCCCAGCUGUAACGCUCAGAACGGCGCGUACCAGAAUGUGACAGCUGAUCUUUGCCGUAUAACAAUGGCUGUCGAAACGUCCAAUAGCAGCCAAAUAACUUUGGAGGCCUGGUUUCCACGAGAAUAUAAUGGCCGUUUCCUGAGCACAGGGAAUGGUGGUCUUUCAGGCUGCAUUCAAUACUACGACCUUGAUUAUGCCUCUCAGUUUGGCUUCGCAACGGUCGGUGCCAACAAUGGCCACAACGGAACAUCCGGCAAACCCUUUUACCACCACCCAGAGGUGCUCAAAGACUUUGCUUAUCGCUCUCUCCACACGGGAGUCGUGGUCGGCAAGGAACUCACAAAGCAAUUUUAUGAUGAGGGCUUCAAUAAGAGCUACUACCUGGGCUGCUCAACUGGUGGCCGACAAGGGUGGAAAUCGAUCCAGCGAUACCCGAGCGACUUCGAUGGCGUCGUGGCAGGCGCCCCUGCCAUUAACUUCAGCAAUCUUAUUUCGUGGAGUGCCAGGUUCUAUUCGAUCCUUGGGUCUAACACCUCGGACACUUACCUUACUCCGGAUGAAUGGUCCCUUGUACACGACGAAAUCUUGAGGCAGUGCGACACGCUUGACGGUGCGAAAGAUGGCAUCAUUGAAGACCCCGAUCUGUGUCGACCCAUCCUGCAGACUUUGAUUUGCGCCGCCGACGCGAAACAGACAAGCAGUUGUCUAUCGAGCGCCCAGGUCCAUGCAGCCGAGCAAGCCUUUUCCCCGUUGUACGGCACGAAUGGCGAUCUCCUAUAUCCUCGCAUGCAGCCUGGCUCGGAGAUUUUAGCCUCAUGGAUUAUGUAUAAUGGGGAGCCUUUCCCAUUCAGCCUGGACUGGUUCCGCUAUGUGGUCUACGACGAUCCAUCCUGGAGCGGGAACUUCACCGUUAAAGACGCGGCUGCUGCUCUUGCCCAGAACCCAUACAACAUCCAGACUUGGGAGGGUGACAUUCGCCCUUUCCAAAAGACAGGCGGUAAGAUCUUGCAUUACCACGGCAUGCAAGAUGAAUUAAUUAGCUCGGAGGACUCCAAGCUAUAUUACUCCCACGUAGCAGAGGCCAUGGGUCAGUCGCCUUCGGAGCUCGACGAUUUCUAUCGCUUCUUCCCUAUCAGCGGCAUGUCUCACUGUGCUAAUGGCGACGGAGCUUCCGCUAUUGGCCAAGGCACACAAACCUACGCUAGCAGUGAUCCGGAGAGCAACGUUCUUAUGGCGAUGGUCAAGUGGGUCGAAGAAGGGGUGGCUCCUGAAACAGUCCGCGGUGCCAAGCUAUCUGCUGGACCCGGCAGCCAGGCUGAGUACUGGCGCAAGCACUGUCGCUGGCCUCGUCGGAAUUUCUUCAAAGGUCCCGGCAAUUACACUGACGAGAGCGCUUGGCAAUGCAUUUAG
Molecule: messenger RNA, 1587 nt
Organism: Penicillium chermesinum
Lineage: Eukaryota; Fungi; Ascomycota; Eurotiomycetes; Eurotiales; Aspergillaceae
Gene: faeB-2
Product: putative feruloyl esterase
Exons: 2
Coding region: 1-1587 (528 amino acids)
Source: RefSeq, a predicted model, not a curated record